AUGUGUGAAGAAAGAAUGGCCUCAGGAAAUGAGUCUUCAGUGACCCAGUUUAUCCUGCUGGGAUUAACUCAACAGCCAGAACUGCAGCUGCCUCUCUUCUUUCUUUUCUUAGGAAUCUAUGUGGUUGCUAUGGUGGGGAACCUGGGCUUGAUUGUUCUCAUUUUUGUGAAUCCUCACCUACACACUCCCAUGUACCACUUCCUCUUCAGCCUGUCCUUUGUUGAUCUCUGCUACUCCUGUGUCAUAACCCCCAGAAUGCUGGUGAGUUUUGUGAAACAGAACACCAUCUCUUAUGCUGAGUGCAUAACUCAGCUCUUUUUCUUCUGCUUCGUUGCUAUUGAUGAGUGUUAUGUCUUAACAUCGAUGGCCUAUGAUAGAUAUGUGGCCAUUUGCAAGCCCCUGCUGUACAAGGUCAUCAUGUCUCCUCAGAUCUGCCUCAUGCUGACAGUGUGUACAUAUACAAUGGGAAUCGCAGGUGCUAUGGCCCACACUGGAUGCAUACUGAGACUCACCUUCUGUGAUGGCAACGUCAUCAAUCACUUCAUGUGUGAAACACCUCCUCUCCUCCAACUCUCUUGCACAAGCACCUACAUCAGUGAGCUGGUGGUUUUCAUUGCGUUGCUCAUCAACACAGCAGUGCCCAGUCUCACUCUCUUUGUUUCUUAUACCAGGAUCCUCUCCAGCAUCCUGCACAUCCAUUCAGCCCAUGCCAGGUCGAAAGCUUUGAGAACCUGCAGCUCCCACAUAAUCACUGUUUGUCUUUUCUUUGGAUCUGCAUCUUUUAUAUAUUUUAAGCCUUCUCCUGCUGGGUCUCUGGCUCAAGAUAAAGUAUCCACUAUUUUUUACACCAUUGUGGGGCCAAUGGUGAAUCCUUUCAUCUAUAGCUUGAGGAACAAAGAUGUUCAUGUUGCACUGAGUAAGACUUUGCAGAAGAAAAAGUUCUUUUCCUAA
This is a messenger RNA of Lepus europaeus (European hare), 951 nucleotides long. Its product is annotated as olfactory receptor 8B3-like. The record is from RefSeq and is a predicted model, not a curated record. The coding region runs from base 1 to 951 and encodes 316 amino acids. The transcript has a single exon. Gene Ontology annotation, molecular function: odorant binding; G protein-coupled receptor activity; olfactory receptor activity. Lineage: Eukaryota; Metazoa; Chordata; Mammalia; Lagomorpha; Leporidae. Gene Ontology annotation, biological process: sensory perception of smell; G protein-coupled receptor signaling pathway. Gene Ontology annotation, cellular component: membrane.